GACUCCAUCGAAUCUGUCAAACGCUAAUGAUCGCUGAAUAUUUACGUGAAUGAGAUUUUCUGGUUUUCGUUAAUUCAUUUCUUUUCACAGUUAGUUUUGUACUGUUAUUUUGUGAAUCAUAUUGUUUGUUUAUCGAGUGCGAGUUUGUAAGGAUAACUGUAGCUGUAAUAUCAAGAAUGUCUCAUCAAACAGGAAUUCAAGCCAAUGCAGAGUUGAAGAAAUAUUUGGGCAAAUGUCGAGAUGGAAAAAUUCGAGUUUUAAAAAUCAGCAUAGAGAAUGAGCAGCUGGUGUUAUCAAAGUACCACCCAGUAAAGCACUCGUGGGAACAAGACUUUGACAAAUAUGUACCCUCGUUGGUUGUUGAAGACCUACCAUGCUAUAUUUUAUAUAGGUUUGACUCAACUAACUCUGUGGGACACGAGUGGCUGCUCCUGAGCUGGUCUCCGGACAGUGCACCGGUCAGACACAAGAUGUUGUAUGCUUCAACUAAGGCCACGCUCAAGCAGGAAUUUGGUUCUGCGCAUAUAAAGGAUGAAAUGCAUGCUACUGUUAAGGAGGAAGUAAGCCUGAAAGGCUACAAGGCACACGUGUCGGGCGUGAGUGCCCCGGCGCCGCUGACCGACAGGGAGGAGGCGCUCAAGGAGUUACAGCAGAGCGAACACAACACCAACUAUGGCACUGAUGCUAGGCAAUCAACCAUGGGAGGUGUGGCUUUCCCUAUAACCGAAGAUGCCAAACAAGGAAUCAAUGAUCUCAAAAGAGGUUCCUAUAACUAUUUGCAGUUUAAGAUAGAUUUAGAAGGUGAAAAGAUCCAUUUAUCCAAAGCGGCCAACAUUGCGCUAACAGAUCUCCCGCAGCAAGUUCCCGGAGAUCAGGCCAGAUAUCACCUCUAUAUAUUCAAACAUACGCACGAAAGUGAUUAUAUGGAGAGCGUAGUGUUCAUCUAUUCCAUGCCUGGUUACAACUGCAGUAUAAAGGAGAGAAUGAUGUACUCCAGUUGCAAAGGACAGUUCCUAGAAAUUAUUGAACAACUAGGUGUGGAAAUCAUUAAACGGUUAGAAAUCGACGACGGCAAAGAGCUAACGGAAGAAUUCCUUUACGACGAGAUUCAUCCCAAGAGAAACUUACAUCGUCCCGCCUUCGCCAAACCCAAGGGCCCGCCGAACAGAGGAGCUAAACGAAUCACCAAGUCCCAGAGUACACAAUAAGUAAGAACUGUAUAUCUAUUAUUAAUCACGUGGCUAAGUAAAUUACAUUUAUUUUGAUUUUGUAAUCAACUCUUGACGAACUUUGAAAUAGCUUAUUGCACAAAAUUUAUUAGUUUCCUUAGAUUUUGUUUGUAACAUCUCGAUUUAUUCUGCAUUAUACUGGCGAAUGGCAUAGUCGUACAACUAUAGCUACUGGCAGAUUUGGCGCCAAAUCUUGCAUGUAGAUUGUAAACUUCUCGACAGCAAUUAUAAUAAUUUUGCAUCUCUGAUGUUCUACUAGUGACUUUAAGCUUAGUUUGCCUUGAAUUUAAUUUUUCAGUCCGCGACUUUUUAUUAAAUAAAUAAGCAAAGCCACGUGAUUUAACAAUACAGAAUUUUAAAAGCAUGUCGCUGAAGUAAAACUAUAAGUAACUUGCUUAGUUACCCAAGUAAAUAAAAAUAUGUGAAAACAUUAAAAUGUAGAAAUUAAAUGAAGACUGGUAAGGUCAGAGUGCAAUAAAUAAUACGAAAAUUAACUCAAAAUAAUGUUAUAAACAUCGAUUGUAUUAAAUGAAUUCUAAAACAGAAAACUUCUUAACGAUGAAGUUUAUUUUUUAUCCAAAAGUAUAAAUUGUAUACUCUAAACCUAUUUAAAACAGUGUAGUAUGUAUUUGAAUAUACUGAAAAUGAAGUAUUAUAUAGUAAUAUGUAAACGAAUUAUAACUAAGAUAUAGAAAACAAUAUAGCUUUGUAGACGGAACCUAACAGAAUAUGAAUGUAUUUUUUUAAUUAACCAUGCGUUCAAUUUUAUCAAUAGAGGUAGAAUAAUUUGACGUCCAUGAUAGAAUAUUUUUAAAUAAAAAGAACCCACAUUGUUCGUUCUAAAAUGUAGAUCAACCUCAAUAUGUGACCAUAAUUAAUUCAUGAAGAAAGAAAUGUAUAAACUCAAGAAAUAGUCGGAAUAUAAAAAUAUAAGUAUUACAGUCAAUCUAGUUUAAUGCUAUGUAUGUGUAUUUUUGCAUUAUAGAAUUUUAAAAUAUGUUAGUAAUAUUACUUUCUUAAAAUUUUGCAAGGACUUUCUUCCCCUUUUUAAAUCGAGUUUUGUAAAAUAAUAUGAACGUAUACGUAUGUAGCUCAAUCUAUCUAUUUAUUAAUAUUAGAUCUUGCCAUUUUAAAAGUUUUGUAACUAUUAUUAAAGCGUUAGCGUUCUUUAUAAUCUCGUUUCAAUAAUUAAUUAUUAUAAGUCUUAGCAUUUUUUACCUUUCGUAUUUAAAAUUAAGCGAAAUUGAAUUUGUUUAAAUUUUUAAAUUGAUGCACAAAUACAAUAUGAAGUUUGUAAAUUAAAUACAUAUUUCCUUCUAUUUUUGUAAAUCGGUUUGACCAUAUCUGUAUUGUGCAAUGUCUGUAACAAUAAACUGCUUUUAAUAUA
Molecule: messenger RNA, 2616 nt
Organism: Helicoverpa zea (corn earworm)
Lineage: Eukaryota; Metazoa; Arthropoda; Insecta; Lepidoptera; Noctuidae
Gene: twf
Product: twinfilin
Exons: 9
Coding region: 177-1208 (343 amino acids)
Biological process (GO): barbed-end actin filament capping; regulation of lamellipodium assembly; actin filament depolymerization
Cellular component (GO): actin filament; myofibril; cytoplasm
Molecular function (GO): actin monomer binding; actin filament binding
Source: RefSeq, a predicted model, not a curated record